AGUGCAGACCAUUGGAAUACCAACAGAUGGGAUGUGUCAACCAAUUUAAAGUACGACAACUUAAAAAAAAUAAAAUAAAAUAAAAAUUCGUUUGGUGCACAGCCGCGGUACAUGCGCUAACUUUUAAUCGGAUACUUUUCUGGAAGUUGUGUUGUUGAACAGCAGCACAUGGAGUGAGUUGGUUUGUUGUGGAGCUACUGUGCCAUAUGCUUGCUGGUUACUGCUGUCACACAUCUGAAAUGGAAACUCUCAGGAUCGUGUUGAACGGGAAAUAAACCAGGACUGACUUUAACCAUGGCGACAGUGGACUUCCAGCAGGGGGAGGAGUCAAGUCCUUGCAGCACUGCCCCGAUGGUUACCACAGGCUCCGCCUCCAGUCCACAGAGCGAAGCAGUAACCAAUGAGCUGCAAGAACUGUCUCUUCAGCGUGCCUCCAACUUACUUCCUAUUCACGAGAGGAAGAAUGUGCUCCAACUCAAACUUCAGCAGAGGCGGACUCGAGAAGAGCUGGUUAACCAGGGGAUCAUGCCACCACUGAAAAGUUCUGCUUCCUUUCACGAGCAGAGACGCAGUUUAGAGCGAGCCAGGACUGAGGACUACCUGAAGAGAAAGAUCCGCAGUCGUCCAGAGAGAUCUGAGCUGGUCAGAAUGCACAUUCUAGAAGAGACGUCAGCGGAGCCCUCCCUUCAGGCCAAGCAGCUUCUGCUGAAACGAGCACGUCUGGCAGACGAUCUGAAUGAUAAAAUCUCCCAGCGGCCCGGCCCGAUGGAGCUCAUUCACAAGAACAUUCUCCCAGUACACAGCAGCCUCAAACAAGCCAUCAUAGAAACAGAGUUUCCAAAGGUAGUUGCAGAGAACUCUUCGUUUGAUGAGGAAAGCAGUGACAGAUUCUCUCCGGAUCAGAUACUUUGUCAGGAUUCUCCUCUCGGCCCUGCCCACUUACCUUCUCCACCUGAGACACUGGCCAAUAAAAGCACACCCAAACAGGUUCCGCCCCCUCCUCCUUCCAAACCACUGCCAAACACAGCUAGCCCUGCCCCUCAACUGAAACUAGCCAAUGGGACAACAGGCCAAAAGCAAGCAACUGCAUUGCAAAAGGGUGGUAAAGGGACUAGUGAGCGCCCUGGUCAGCGUUCUAAGAAGGUGCGAGACAAUAAACCAAAGGUAAAGAAGCUGAAGUAUCACCAGUAUGUUCCUCCGGAUCAGAAAGCCGAGCGUGAACCUCCAGCCCUGCUUGACUCCUCCUACGCCAAACUCCUCUAUCAGCAGCAACUCUUCCUCCAACUACAGAUCAUCAACCAACAACAGCAAAACUACAACUACCACACCAUCCUUCCCGCCCCACCCAAGCCUCCAGCUGAUCAACAGCCUGCUACAGCCAAUGGCCCUUCACAGUCCAGCAAUGCUCCGCCCCCUCAAUCAGCUUCUACUAAUUCAACUAGCCAGAAUCACCAGACUACUGCAAAUGGAGGCGGGAUUAAUAUAGGGCCUUUGCCUUUCAACCUGGAAGAAUUAAAGGUGGCAGGGCUGAAGCAGGAGUUAAAACUGCGAGGAUUAACCGUCUCAGGCACCAAAAACGAUCUUAUUGAACGGUUGAAGAAUUUUCAGCAGCAACACGGUGGAAAUGCCAUCACUAAUGUUCCAACAUCAUGUAAAACCAACAAAGCCCAACCUUCAGCCCCUGUAGUGGGAGGAGCCUCUUCCCCUUACCAUUCAACAGACAGCAGCAUGAUGGUUCCUACCUACCCAUUUGUUAGCAAUGUAGAAAGGGCGCGAGCUCAGACUUCAGCGCCACAUAUAAUGCAGUUUGGCAGCACUAGCUCCUCCCCUCCGGUUUCCCCCACCCACUCUGAACGCUCAUUGGCUGGAAUGAGCCCAGAUGAAACAAGUUGUAAUGGGGAAGCUUUUGGGGAAAUGGUGACCUCUCCUCUGACCCAGCAUUUCUUGCAGCGUUCACCUCCUCUCCCCACCACGGUCAGCAUUAAAGAAGAGCCCGACAGCCAGACGCUUCCGUCCUCCUGCUGCCUGGUGACCCAGUCUACUGCUCCCCCUAUAGACAAGGACCAAAUGCUCCAGGAGAAGGACCGGCGCAUUCAGGAGCUCACGCGCAUGUUGUUGCAGAAGCAGCAGCUGGUUGAAUCACUGCGCUCGCAGCUGGAGGGCAAACAGGUAGGUGCGCCAGUCCAGGUGAAAGAGGAACCUCCUGGUGUCACCGUGGAGAUGGUCAGGGUGACCAUAAAAGAAGAGGUCAUAGAGUUGGAGGAGGAAAGUGAGAUGGUAACAAAGCCGCAGGUGUUCCAGCAGCCAGUGCAGGCGCAGACGCUUACAGCAAACAAGACAGAGCAAAACCGGCAGCAGCAGCUCAUAAUGCAACAGAAUCAGCAUAACCUGCAGCAACAAGCACAUCAGAGGAAGAGGAAAACAAACAAACAACAACAACACAACCAGAUGCAAGGCAAACUGCAACAACAAAAAGAACUGUUGCCUCAAGCACUUACCAACCAACAGUCAAGUCCCGCUUCUUCAUUCCCAGUGGACAUACUUAAAUCUAACUCUCCCCCCACAAUAGUGACAGAUAGCAAUGGCAACCAAUUCCUGCUAACACUGCCCAAUCAAAACACAGAGACACCAGCCAGAGGCCGCCCCCAGGGCAAAAUAACCAAUCAUAUCACUGUGCAGAGACUACAGUCCACACCCAGCCAGUCAGUCACUGAAUUACCUAAAAACAAUAGCCUAUCUGAAGAGCCUAUACAAACUGUCAUUUUGAAACAGCCAAUUAAAAAGGUAUUAAAGCCAGAACUAAAAGUGUCAACCAAUUACAAAGCGGCAAACUUUACAGCCAUCUCAGCACCGCUCAAUCGCCAACCAUUCUUCUCUUCAGUGGAUUCCAUAAACAACAGUGAACCGGCCCGCUCUUCUCCCAAUAACAAUGAGAACAUGUGUCUGAGCUUGGACCAGCAUGCUUUGCUCUCCCCUUCUACCUCCACUUUGUAUUCACCCACAACUCUUUGUCAUCAGGAAAAUGGCUGCAAUCAACAGGCUGGUGACCUGUUUGACAUCCUAAUUCAGUGUGGAGAAAUAUCAGAGAAUUUCAAAGCUGCCCCUGAUCCUGUUCUAGAACGGCUCCGCCCAAACACGCCCCUUCCUUCCAGCUAUGCCCCUCUCAAUCUCUCCACCCCUCUCUCUGACCGGCCUACCAAAACUUUGAUUUUAGAACUGCAAGCUCCCUCGUUCGAGACACGCAGCAGUAGUGACUCAAGAAGUGGGCGUCUUGAAGAUUUCCUGGAAAGCACUACUGGCAAACCGUUGCUGGGAGUGGAGCCAGGAGGACCUACGACGCUAAUUGUCGACCUUCACAACCAAAUGCUCAGCACUCCAAGUAUCCUAGACCUUCCACGGUCCCCAAUGGAUACAUGUGAUCUGAGUUUUUCUUGUAACUCGCCGUCAGAUUUGGUUGACUCAGCCCCUGCCAGUAUGGAUUGGAUGGACAGUACUGGACAGUAUGGAUUGAGCGGGGCUGGAGGAGAGGGUCCAGAGAUGGUAUAUAUGAACGCACAAGUCUCCUCUAGCUUAUUUUCCACAGACUUUCUCGACACUUCUGAUCUGCACUGGUCUAAUUUAUAGCCCAGUGGGACUUACGAUUUAUCCAAGGCUCAUGGUUAGAUAAAUAUCUUCGGAAAGGACCGAUCAUAGAUUAGCUUUCUUCACAACAGGUUAUAUAUUAGUUUCCAACAGUUACUUUUUCACUUAUUCAACAACUACGGAUUCUUUUAACCAGGGUUGGGGAGGAACGGAAUACAUGUAAAGGGAUUACGUAUUUAAAAUACAAAAUAUAAGUAACUGUAUUCCACUACAGUUACACUUUAAAUCAUUGAUAAUUAGAAUACAGUUACAUUCAAAAAGUAUUUUGAUUACUGAAGAGAUUACUUUGCAUUUUAUUGUCAUUUGUUUCAUUUAAUAUUUAGUCCUUUCAGAUGGAAAACAUUUAUACAUAUAAUUGAUGUGAUCCAAAGUGCAUUUGAACAGCGGUGAAACACUUUCUUAUGAUGUGUUACAUUCAUACGAGCAGACAGAGAAGUAAGUUUGAAGUAAGUUUGGAGCAGAAGAAACAGAAAUAAAUCUUGUGUAAAUUGUCAGCUUUACGCUAAGUUAAAAUGCUAUUUCUAGCCAUUUUACAUGCACAUGUUACCGGGCACGAUCAUAUUUUUUUAUCAAGUAAAUUCACGUUAGAUCAUAAUUUCUUUUUUUCUAGUAAGACCUUUGAUAUUAGGGCAAAAAUCGUAUUCUUAAUCAUAAUAUUUGUAUUGUUUUCCUGUAAAAAUAUCUAAAAAUCCUUAAAACAAGUUCAGUUUGAUUUAUCUUGUUUUAGAAACAACACUGCAUAAGAUAUUUAGGUUUUUCAGAGAAUGUAUUUUUAACAUGUGUAUUUUGUCUUACUGUACUGACAGAGUUUUUACAGUCAAAACAAGUGAAAAAAUCUACCAGUGCUGAAGAAGUAAUCCAAAGUAUUUAGAAUACGUUACUGACCUUGAGUAAUCUAAUGGAAUACGUUACAAAUGACAUUUUACAGCAUGUAUUCUGUAAUCUGUAGUGGAAUACAUUUAAAAAGUAACACUCCCAACCCUGUUUAUAUCGGUUUAGCCAACUUUGAUUACUCUAUGUUACACUUUAACCAAUACGCACACCCACCCUUUAUAUUCACACUUGGCGUCCCCUUACAAAAAUUGAGAGUUCAUGGCAAAUUUGUCGCAAAUUCGCCACUGAUCAUUUUCACAAGCAAAUGAGCUUUGCGGCAAACUUGCGGAAAAUUAUCCAUUGUUGCCAAAUGUUUGCUGCAGGUUCACCACUACCGGUGAAGAGCUGCAAACUUUGGGCAAAUAUCUUCGGCAAAUCACAAGCUCAUUUGAAUGUGAAAACAAUGAGUGGCAAAUUUGUGGCAAGUUUGCGGCUAGUUUGCCAGCCCUGUAGAUUUUUUGUAAGGGUCAUCAUGAGGUCUAUUCAUAGUGUUGUUUUUAAAAUGUCAUCUGUUGUACAUUAGAAUGAUAUUUAGCAGAUGUUUGUGCAACGUUUACAAGUUAUAAUGCAUGUGAACUACUCUUUCUAAGAGACUUAGCUGCUGUUUGUACACAUCUGAUGCUUAAAAAGAGCGUAAUGCUGUAGUGAUGAUGCGCUCUUUCACAUUUGUCUCGGCGACAUACAUGUUUUUACUGAGACAGUCAUUCAGACAAGAAAUAUACAUGUUUUUUGCCUUAAUAUUGGCAAAUUCACAUACAGUACGAGUUUUUUAAGCAACUUAUUUUAACAAUUUAUAAAUCCAACAGUAACGGAUAAUAAACUGCUAUUUGAGCUUGCUCCACCAAAUAUAACUGGCCAAUUUUUGCAUAUUGGUUAUCAAAUAUGCAUCUGAAUAUUAUUAUUUCUAGUAUUUUGAUAUAUCAUACUGCAUAAAAUUAGCAUAUGCCAGGAAAGGUCUUUUAAAACCUAAAUGUAUCAACAGCUGGUAACCAUUAAAUAAGCUGUUAAUUUGUUUUUUUUUUAUGUGCCAGAACAAUUUGCUAUUUCAUGAGCUAUGUAGAUCGCAGUAAACUAUUAGCAAUUGCGGCAUAAGUUAUAGUACAAAAAGUAUGCUACUUUAGAAAAAAAAACAUGACAGUGUGGAACUAUGAAGAUGUGUGAAGACACAAGGUUAUUUUGUUGCUGAGGAAAACCUUUUCAAACCUUGUUUUUUCUUUUCCUAGCAGGUUAGCAUUUGCUAGCCUUGCGACUUAAUGAGAAAAGGUUAUCGCAAUCUGAAAACUGAGUGUAGAACUCUGAACAAAGUUAAGUCUUGUGUUACUUAUUUUUCUAGCUAGUUUUAUGUUACAACAUACAUAUGCUUACCCUUUAAAAAAAAAUCUAGAGUUCUGACAAACUUGCCACAAAUUUCCCACUCGUUAUUUUCACAUGCAAUUGAGCUUGCGAUUCACCGCAAAUGUUUGCCAGAAGUUGGCCGCUCUUUCACCGGUAGUGGUGAACCUGCAGCAAUCCUUUUGCGACAAUGAAGACUUUGUGGUGAAUUUGCGGCAAGUUUGCAAAAGCUCUCGAUUUUUGUAAAGGAAAUCGUAUGACAAAUGUGAGGAAGUUUUUGUCAUCUUAAAAAAAGGUAUUUCUGCUUCAGUUUUUUGUAGACACAAUAACUCCAUAUAUCUUGCCCAAAACUUGGGUGGUGUAUAAGACACAUCGAGUGCUAGAAACUUACUUUAUUACAUUACAUUGCAUUUUAAUUUUGUGUUUACAUGUUUUUUUUUUAAUCUAAAUUUAAGAUGCCUGUACCUUUCAAACAUUUUGCGUUCAUCUUGAAAUGGGAAAUGAAAAAAUAUGUUUUACUGUAAAUAUGCUGCAUUGUAUAUAAACGUAACUGUUAUGCCCAUCGCAGUACACAAUGUACUGUAUGUACUGCACUGUAUUUUAUCAGUUCUCUGUUGGCAGAGUUUUGAUAAUAGGAUUAUGAGCCAAUGAGUUUAUGAAUGUUUCUAAAAAUGAUUAAGAAUGUAUAGAUUUUAGUGUACAGAAGAUUCUAAACAGAUAUAGCCAAAGUGAGGCAUAAUCACAUCUAAUCAAUAAGCAAGAUUUAAUUUACAAGGACCCUCAAACACACUCGUGUAUAUUUUUUAUGUUACUCUGUAAGCGCUUUAUGCAUUGCAUGUGUUUUCUUUUUUGUGUGUGUGUUAUUGCAUAUUGCAUAUCAGCUCAGGAACCUACGAAUUGUACAGUGUGUGUGUGUGUGUGUGUGUGUGUGUGUGUGUGUGUGUGUGUGUGUGUGUGAGAGAGAGAGAGAGAAAGAGAGAGAGUGAUGUCAUUUGGGGAACAGCAUUACUGUCUGCAGUAUUCACUCUCUCCAUCUGUCUGAAUUUGCACUAACAGGGUUUUGGCUGUGGUCGAGCCCAAAUAAAACUUCAUAUCCAGUC
Messenger RNA from Myxocyprinus asiaticus (Chinese sucker), 6947 nucleotides. RefSeq names its product myocardin-related transcription factor A-like. Gene Ontology annotation, biological process: smooth muscle cell differentiation. The transcript has 19 exons. NCBI's taxonomy places the organism in Eukaryota, Metazoa, Chordata, Actinopteri, Cypriniformes, Catostomidae. The record is from RefSeq and is a predicted model, not a curated record. The coding region runs from base 295 to 3624 and encodes 1109 amino acids.